Molecule: messenger RNA, 927 nt
Organism: Eriocheir sinensis (Chinese mitten crab)
Lineage: Eukaryota; Metazoa; Arthropoda; Malacostraca; Decapoda; Varunidae
Gene: RpS3A
Product: 40S ribosomal protein S3a-like
Exons: 5
Coding region: 96-899 (267 amino acids)
Biological process (GO): translation
Cellular component (GO): cytosol; ribosome
Molecular function (GO): structural constituent of ribosome
Source: RefSeq, a predicted model, not a curated record
UAAAUACGAGGCUCUGAGUACGAUAACUUGUCAAGUGUGGGAGAACCAUCGUCCCAGUCAUCACAAGCUCGGCCUCUAGCCCUCCCGCCGCAGACAUGGCCGUCGGAAAGAACAAGGGACUCAACAAAUCGGGCAAGAAGGGGUCGAAGAAGAAGGUGAUUGACCCGUUCACCCGCAAGGACUGGUAUGAUGUCAAGUCCCCGGCACUCUUCUUCAACAGGAACGUGGGCAAGACCCUCGUCAACCGCACGCAAGGAACCAAGAUUGCCUCCGAGGGCCUGAAGGGGCGUGUGUUUGAGGUGUCGCUGGCUGACCUCCAGAACGAGUCUGAUGCUGAGAGGAGUUUCAGGAAGUUCCGUCUCAUCGCCGAGGAGGUUCAGGGCAAGAAUGUGCUGUGCAACUUCCACGGCUUCAACCUCACCACUGACAAACUGCGCUCCAUGGUCAAGAAGUGGCAGACUUGCAUCGAGGCCAACGCUGAUGUUAAGACCACCGACGGCUACAUCCUGCGCGUCUUCUGCAUCGGCUUCACGGAGAAGGUGUCAAGCCAGACCCGCAAGACAGCCUACGCCCAGCACACACAGGUCAAGAACAUCCGCAAGAAGAUGGUGGACAUCAUCACCCGUGCAGUUAACUCCAGUGAGCUGAAGGAGGUAGUGAACAAGCUCAUCCCCGACUCCAUGGCUGAUGAUAUCCGCAAGGCCUGCAACCUCAUCUACCCCCUUAAGGAAGUCCACAUCCGCAAGGUCAAGGUGUUGAAGAAGCCUCGUUUUGACCUGGGCAAGCUGCUGGAGAUGCACGGCGAGAGCGGCAAGUCCACCACCGCUACCGGGGAGGACGUGGGCGCCAAGGUGGACCGCCCAGACAACUACGAGCCCCCUGUGCAGUCCAAGGUCUAAAAUAAAGUUUGUGAUCGAAUGUGUUGAA